This is a messenger RNA of Lodderomyces elongisporus, 1896 nucleotides long. It is a transcript of the gene HAP41, whose product is annotated as Hap41p. Gene Ontology annotation, biological process: regulation of DNA-templated transcription. Gene Ontology annotation, cellular component: nucleus. The transcript has a single exon. The coding region runs from base 1 to 1896 and encodes 631 amino acids. The record is from RefSeq and is a predicted model, not a curated record. Lineage: Eukaryota; Fungi; Ascomycota; Pichiomycetes; Serinales; Debaryomycetaceae.
AUGACAGAAGUGGCAUCAAUUUCACCAAGCUCACAGGGGCCAGCAACAGUGCUGAAACCUACCACUGCUAAACCAAUCGCCCCAACAACACGACUACAACCACCACAAACGACCACCAGUAAUAACCACCUUGCUAUAAAACCAGCACCACAGGUUAUCAAAACUUCAAAGGAUUGGGUUUUGCCACCUAGGCCAAAACCAGGUCGUAAAUUGAAAGAGAAGGAGUCGGGAGCAGUGCUGCUAAAGAAGAGCAAGAAAUCACCAGCAAAGAGUAAAAAGACACCAUCAAUAUCAACAUCGACAUCGACAUCGACAUCCACAAACACGAACACUGUCAAUACUGGUGCUGUUGCUGUUGCCAAUAACAAUAACAACAUCAAUGCAGUCACUGGUACUCCACGCACACCAAAAUCACAUUCAAACACAUCCACUUCAAAUACCGCAAAAACUCCAGCUUUGUCAUCUGAUAUUUCCACCAUCUCAGCACUCUUGAAGAAUAUCUCUAUUAUUGAUGCAGAAAACAACCAACUCAAGUCCAGUUUGUUAUGCCUUAUCCACGAAUACAAACACUUGAAACAAUCAAUAUUUGAUCCAUCAUAUACAACUCCUGGCGCUUCUGCUAGUACUACUACUACUGCUGCUAGUACUACUACUACUAGUACUGGUGCUGCUGCUACUGCUGUUGCUGCACCUGCUGUUGCUGCACCUGCAUCAUUACCAAUUACUAUUGCAAAUCCAGAGGGAGACGAUACCAAUCGUGCCAAGAUUGAUUCACAGGUUCACAAGCGAUCAUAUGAUGAAUACUUGAUGCUUUCUGAAGGUGACAAAAUUGUUGCCAACAACCAUCAACAAGCGUCCAUUGGCAAUACUGAAGUUGUCGAGAAGGAUAUUGGUAUUGAUGACACAAAUGAGUUAUCGAGAUUACUUUCCCCCGCUGCACCACACAAUAUGGAAUCAGACAACUCGUGCUUUAGCACAAAGUUUAGUACACUGGACAAUACUGCAGCAGGUACACCCCAGCCAUUUGGUAAUGAAGAUGGCGUCAUUUCUGAGUUUGAUGAAUUUAUCAAGAUGGAUGACGAAGUGGAGAGGGAGCACCUGCUCAAGAGAUGCAAAACCAAUGAUGAUGCGCAAAACAGAACUACAACUGCAAGAUCAAGAUCGAACAGCAACAAGUUUAACUAUAAAAGCUACAAGCGUGGAGGAAUUGACGACAAGGAUGAAGAAGAAGAUGAUGAUGAUGUUGAUGAGGAAGAAUCUGAUUUGGACAUCAACUUUGACGAAGAGGACGAGCAUUCAUCAUUGUCUCGUACCACGUCGCCAUACUCUUCUGAUUACGAAAACAACUCGAUUAUGAGCACAUUGACUAGGUCAACUACUGUAAGUUCGGUAGGCACAGUGGUUCAUGAUAAGCUGCAGUUGCACUCUCAAUUACAGAUGACACUGCAACUGCACCAACAAUUGCACCAACAACUGCACCAACAAUUGCCACAUCACAAUGUGCUAAACUAUUCCAAUCCACUAAUGAACAGUGUCAAUGUGAUUCAUCCGCCACCAAUGACCCUCAAGAAGAUGGGCACUUUUUUCGAUUUACCAAAGUAUGAGGAGAAUUCAAUGAAUAAACCUUAUAAGUUCCAAUUUGAUUCAUUGAUGGGUGAUUGUGGUGUGGAAAAGAAAAGGGUUGGUGCUGACGGUGGUGGUGGUGGUGGUGUUAGAGGACAAUAUGUAGAUGAUGCUUAUUAUCAGAUUACAGAUUAUCUUGCAGAAACGUCGUUGAAUAACCAUUUGAGUUAUUAUGAUUUGGAUAUGGACAGUAAUGAGUACUUGGCAGGUGAUGCCAAUUUGAAUGCAAAUACAAGUGUUGGCGGAAAUGCAGAUGGAACAUUAUCUUUAUGA